UUGUCAAUACAAACAAACGUUUAAUUCUCUUAUUGACUUUAGAAAUGUUAAAUUAAAAAAAAAAUGUUUUUAUUGAUUAUAAAAUUGAUUGUCUCUUAUGUACGAAAGCAAAAGCUGAAAGUGCUAUAAUGUAUGGUACGGCAGCAAUGUUUGUUAUAACUGGGACAGGCUGCUUCAUGCUCGGUGCCCUUGCUCAGCAAACUAUAUCGCAUAGAAGAAUUAGGAAGGUCAUGCUUGCCGAUCCAUAUGUUUUUAAAUGUCGCAAUAAUAUCUUUCAGGCAUUAGCAUUCCUUGGGAUACAAAGGAAGGAACACAUAAUCACGAGUAUCUUUUCAACGGAGACAGUGGAUCAAGGAGAAACCAAGGAGACUCAACCAAGUAAAACCAAGUCGCGAGAAGGGGAAUCCAUUUUUACGAAACUCGGAUUGUGGAGUCGUACGCAGGCUAACAAAAUGGUGGAGCUAAUGCCCCUUCCCAUGGGGCUGAUAGAUGGUCGAACUUAUAAAAGUAAGCACGUUGACGGUAUCAUGAAGUACGGAUUCCCGGGAGUGGAUGAAAUACAUGUGUAUAAGAAUUUCGUACUUUCCUAUGAUCGCCGAAAUCGGAUUCCGCAUUGGGUGUGUGAGCACGUCAAAGAAGACUGCUUUAAGAGUGUAGACGAAAAGACUCUUAACAAGCCGAAUGAAUAUAUGAUGGAUAGCAGCAUUGCGACAACCUUCAGUCCAAAUAUGCGGGACUUUCGGAAUAGCGACUGGGUCGGAGGUCACAUGGCCUCUCCUCACAACUACAAAUGCGACUACGAAAGUUUCGCCGAGACAUACAUGUUCCCCAAUAUAACACCCAUCAGUCGGGAUCUCAAGAACCACCUUUGGCGACGUUUGCAGAUUUAUGUCAGGGAACUGGCGGAAAAGUAUGGUUCAGUACACGUGUACACCGGUCCCCUAUUCAUGCCCCAGAGGAUCUCCUUCCGAAACUGGGCGGUCCGCCAUCACGUGAUGGGAAUGAAUACCGUCGCAGUACCAACUCACUUCUUUAAAAUCAUCAUAUGCGAGCUGCCUGAUGAUAAAGAUGAUCUACCCACCAUGGAGGGCUUUGUAGUACCCAAUGCCGCCGUCGACAAGGAAAUGGAUCUGCGAGCAUUUUUGUCAGACAUUCGGGAUAUUGAGCAUUUCGCGGGUCUGAAAUUUUAUGAGGGGAAGCAAGGAAUCCUAGACGAAACACUUGGUAAUACACCCAUCACCUACGAUGCAUAAA
Drosophila serrata is the source of this 1254-nucleotide messenger RNA. It is a transcript of the gene Tengl4, whose product is annotated as Testis EndoG-Like 4. Gene Ontology annotation, molecular function: RNA endonuclease activity; metal ion binding; single-stranded DNA endonuclease activity. Gene Ontology annotation, cellular component: mitochondrial inner membrane; nucleus. Lineage: Eukaryota; Metazoa; Arthropoda; Insecta; Diptera; Drosophilidae. Gene Ontology annotation, biological process: apoptotic DNA fragmentation. The record is from RefSeq and is a predicted model, not a curated record.